Messenger RNA from Gadus macrocephalus (Pacific cod), 1449 nucleotides. RefSeq names its product peptidyl-prolyl cis-trans isomerase A-like. Gene Ontology annotation, molecular function: peptidyl-prolyl cis-trans isomerase activity. Bases 115 to 690 code for a protein of 191 amino acids. The transcript is spliced from 6 exons. Lineage: Eukaryota; Metazoa; Chordata; Actinopteri; Gadiformes; Gadidae. Gene Ontology annotation, cellular component: mitochondrion. Gene Ontology annotation, biological process: cellular response to hydrogen peroxide; protein peptidyl-prolyl isomerization; protein folding. The record is from RefSeq and is a predicted model, not a curated record.
GGUGUUGUUAUACACUGCAAUUUUAAAGAGAACAAGUUUGAUUUGAGGAAAUAGUGUCCAUCUGUACAGAACAUAUUCUGUACACUCUGUGCACACCGCACAUACGAGGCAAACAUGCUUAUUUUAACAAAUAGGAUAAAACUAUGUUCGCUGGCGUUCAACGCCGUACGAAUGUGCAGCAGUGGCGCUUCGGCCAAGAAACCUGUUGUAUAUUUCGACCUUGCUGCCGACAACGAGCCUCUGGGAAGGGUUACUUUCGAGCUGAAUGCCGAUGUUGUGCCUAAAACAGCAGAGAACUUCAGAGCACUAUGCACUGGGGAACAUGGGUUUGGAUAUAAGGGAUCCAUCUUCCAUAGAGUGAUUCCUCAGUUUAUGUGCCAGGGUGGGGAUUUCACUAACAACAAUGGCACUGGAGGUAAAUCCAUCUAUGGAUGGAAGUUUCCAGAUGAGAACUUCAAGCUGAAGCACACCGGUCCCGGUAUCUUGUCCAUGGCAAAUGCGGGUGCAAACACCAAUGGGUCACAGUUCUUCAUCUGCACCGAGAAAACAGAGUGGCUGGAUGGCAAGCACGUGGUGUUUGGGAGUGUGAAGGAAGGCCUGGACGUGGUGAGGAGGGUGGAGGCCUUUGGUUCCAGGUCCGGACGGACCUCCAAGCGGAUCUUGGUCUCGGACUGCGGAGAGCUGAAGUAGAGUAGAGACUCUGCUCUCUACUCUGUCCACUCUCUUCAAUGUGAUUUGAGCCAUAUUAACACUGUCCUUUACAGAUGGUACGGAUUAUCAUCUGUGAGGAACUAGAGUUUAUAUCUGUUUCAUUGUAUGGCAGGGAUAGGGCUUUGGCCCUUUUUUAUGGCACAUCACACUCGUUAAAAGUGUUCCAUGGGUAGAUAUCAUGGGUAAUGUGAACUUAUAUCAUGGGUAAUGUGAACAAAAUAUAACGUUUACAAUGAUCCAUGCAUUGAGUAACAUGUGACAGUGUUGCUCCUGAAUGCUAUGCAGUAAACGGCAUUGAAUGAUUCCCAUUUCAAACUUGUGUGUGUGUUUUUAGUUUCUAUCUGGUUUGAAACAAUAACUGUGAUUAAAAACAAUAUGUUGAGUAGAAUUACCGUAACCACUGGAGGCGGAAGCCGAGCAGUUUUCGACAUAGUCUGUGCUGUAUUCCCAAUGCUGCGAAAGGUGAACACGGCCGUAACGUUGUGUGCUUCCAGCCCCUCUUCCUGUUUAAAUUGGGAGGUUAAUCUCAAAUCUCACCUCAAAGGGCAAUCUCUGGUCAUAGUCUGUUUGGGUUUUCUUGCCAGAGAGAUAGAGCGGCAUUCUGAGGAGUUUUUGCACUCCCUGUUACAACCGUGACUGAUCUCUUGGAGAUCUGCUCUAGUUUGUUCUUUUGAAUGAUUUUGUUCAUCUCAAGUAAUACCACAUCUACUGCCACAAUAAAGUUGCAACUGGACCCAA